UAACCAGUGUACCAAAAGCCUGUCAAAUGACACCAACCCGUAGCAUCCAUAGAUAAGAAAAGAGAGUAAGCAGCGACAAUCAUUGCUCACCUCAACAACCUUGAAUCUGGAAAUUCGGUCGGUCAUGGGUGGUGGAACCAUGCCUCAGCGUCCUUCUGUGCCUCAGUUAAGCUCAAAUCUAGAAAAGCUUUCUCCUCCGCCGCCAUCUUCAUCUUCAUUUUCUUCUCCUAAUCAUCUCAAGCCUCCAAACGCAAACACUACCUUAUCUACUUCUAUCUCUCGAAGCAAUAAACCUAGUAGAGAGCUUAUGCCGGUGGAUCCGAAAGAAGUAGCCAAAAAAGCCAAUAGUAGUCUCUACGAUCACGUCUUUGAAACGGUUCCAUCUCAACGGGAAGUUGAGGAUGCCAUAUCAGCUCUUCUAAAUUUUAUAGAAGUGGUAUCAUCCUCGAGCUCAGAUCGACAAAUCACAAGCUCUUCUGAUUCGAGGAUAUUUCUGUCUGAGGGAUAUAAACGAUUAUAUGAUGCAAUCCAGUUGCUGCAAACUGAUCCAUCAAUUAAGAGAUUAGUGGUGUCGCUGUCAUCUGAUAAAGCUAUUUGGGAUGCUGUCAUGAGCCAUGUGCGGCAUCAAAAGCUCCUAGAGAUGCCUGAUUCAGAUGAGAACAAGACGCCUCAGAAUUCUGAAGAAAAUGAGCUCGCCAUGUAUCUGUUAAGCUGGAUACUACAACUCAUAAAAGGAAAGGUCUGGGAACUGAUAGAAAACUUCCAGUCACUGGUAAAUGAUUUCUUUCAUUCUCCAAAGACGCAACACGUAGAUCCGGCAGUGCUGCACGAGAAACUCAGGUCAUCUCUGCUUCUCUGCAUUGUAAUCCUCUUGAUCGUGAUCAUGGCGCGAUUGGAAAGAUCUUAGGAAAUGUGGUUCAUCAGAUGUCUCACAUUCUUGGGAAUAUUGUGCGCUGGGGAACCUUAUUUCUAAGCCAAAAAUCAUAGAAUGUAAAACAUUUCAUGAACUACGCACACCUUCUGAUUGGUGUGUGAACAUGCAAGAGUAGUUUCAUUCGUGGCUGUUGAUUUCGAUUUGUUUGGACAAUCUUGACAUCUUGCACAAUCUUUUGCCUCAUUCGUGUCACAACUUUUUCUUGUACAUAAGACACUAGUCUGUCGCCCGAGACAUUUGAGAGUGUAUGUAUUAGCUUUCUCAUUGUAUUCAA
Messenger RNA from Arachis duranensis, 1208 nucleotides. RefSeq lists its product as uncharacterized. The record is from RefSeq and is a predicted model, not a curated record. The coding region runs from base 125 to 907 and encodes 260 amino acids. The transcript is spliced from 4 exons. Lineage: Eukaryota; Viridiplantae; Streptophyta; Magnoliopsida; Fabales; Fabaceae.